Molecule: messenger RNA, 2115 nt
Organism: Lingula anatina
Lineage: Eukaryota; Metazoa; Brachiopoda; Lingulata; Lingulida; Lingulidae
Product: hypoxia-inducible factor 1-alpha inhibitor-like
Biological process (GO): negative regulation of Notch signaling pathway
Cellular component (GO): nucleus; cytoplasm
Molecular function (GO): peptidyl-histidine dioxygenase activity; ankyrin repeat binding; [protein]-asparagine 3-dioxygenase activity
Source: RefSeq, a predicted model, not a curated record
ACUAUGUAACCAUUCACAUAAAAGGGGCUAAAAUCUAUCGGCCUCUAUUCUAAAAUAUUUAUAGUUGGAUGAGAUGCGUAAUAAUUUUUUUAGAGUUGACGACAAGCAUUACAUUGUAUGCCCUGUGUGUGGUUGCUUUAUGUCUCAAUUACGAUUCCUUACAGAAAUUAUCUGCAACAGACACUGAAUGAUGCAGUAGGCAAGAGGAUUGUGAUAGAUUUUUUGGGGUUUAACUGGGACUGGAUUAACAAGCAGCAAAAUGGUAACAACUGGGGGCCUUUGACAGCUAACUUGUUACUUAUUGGACAAGAAGGAAACUACACACCAGUCCAUUAUGAUGAGCAACACAACUUGUUUGCACAAGUGCAGGGCUGUAAACGUAUCUUUCUUUUCCCACCCAGCCAGUUUGAGUGUCUUUACCCAUACCCUGUAUACCAUCCAUGUGACAGACAAUGUCAGGUGGACCUUAGGGCUCCAGAUUUUGAUCGUUUUCCCAAGCUGAAGAGACUGAAAGGAUAUGAAGUGAUAGUCAAACCUGGAGAUGUAUUGUACAUACCCAUGUAUUGGUUCCAUCAUGUAGAGUCCAUAAUAGGAAGUGGUAUCACAACUUCCAUAACUUUUUGGUACAAGUCAGGGCCUACAGGCAAGAUUGAAUAUCCACUUAAACCGCAGCAGAAGAUGGCUAUGAUGCGGAAUAUUGAAAAAAUGAUAACAGAAGCUUUGAACAGUUCAGAAGAGGUUCCUCCUUUCAUGCAAAACAUGGUGUUAGGAAGGUACACAUAGCAGUCCAUGCCCACUGCAAUAACUCUGUUGAACAGUGUUGAAUUUGCCUUGUGAGUUUCAAUUGGAUGACAGCCUUGUUGUUCUGAGAGUAACUUUUUUCUUUGUGCAAAAAAAGUAUUGGACACUGGAUAUGGAGUCAUGGUCAUGGAAUCACAGGUGCCAUAAUGCUUUUGUAUCGUGUUUGAGGAUUUAGGCAACAGAAUGAAGACAUCCCCAUAAUUAUGCUUUAAAAGCAUUAAUCUUAGUUACAUGCUGUUUUGGAAGCUGGUGAUGGAAACAUGCUGUGCGUAGACGACAUAAUUACUUUCGUAUUACGGAAGUGUGUACACAGUAAGAGUGCUGUUCUGUGUGUUCAGAAUAACCCAUUGCGCUCAGUUUAGCUUGAGCUCAUGUAUGGAAUCAAGCUCACGAGAAAGGGGAAAAGGAGCAAGAUUCAGAGGUUGUUUUGAAAGCAGUCAUCCAUCAAUGAAAAUAAAAAGGUCAUGUUGUAGACUGUUGGCUGCUUGUUUGUUUGAAUCAAUUUAUUAAGGCAGCUCUUUGUUUGUUUGAAUCCAUUUAUUAAGGCUAUCCAUCAUCUGCUUGAUAUUGGCUUCAUUCUAUUUUAGUCUGUAAUACUGUAACAAUAAUGAAGCUUAGUACACAUGCUGCUUUAAUAUUUAUUCCUUCCGCAGGUCAUCAUGCCUUAGCUCUAGGUUCCAAUAUAAUGGGGCUUAGAAAGAGGAAGAUGUAUAUCGCCUUUGAAUCACAGUACCUUGGGGUAAACAUUCCCUUAUUGUCUGGUUGUAAUCUGUUUUAAUAGGUUAGACAGAGUGUGGUCAGGCCACUGUGGCGAAGCCUGCAGUGAUAACCCAUAUGUGGUUAGCAUACAUAUUCUCAGUUUUUUUUAUGUCCAUUUGCCAUAUUGGUUCUUAGAUUUGUUUACUUGAAAUAAUUUGUAAAAAAUUUAUUGAUGUUAAAAAUUGCAGAGAAUCAUUAAAAAUGAAGCUGCAUAGCAGGAAGAGGUUUUUUGAAAAUGUGUUUAUUGCAAAUUAGGAUUGUCACUGAAAUGUUAUGGUGAAAAGCAAGUUGUCACACUCAAAAACAAGGCCUACAAGGCUUCAGCCAUAACAUAUACAUGUAAUAAAUGAUACUUUUGCAUUAGUUUUCUUCACCAUUUCAAUGCUAAGACCAACUUUGCGACAUGGAGUUUUUUCUAUGUUCAAGACCUCAAUGUGUUAGUUGAAAAAUUCCAAGAAAUACAGAAGACGGAGUAAGCAAAGGCAGGUUCCAAAUUAUGAAAGUUAGUAGACCAGGGGCAAGCUGUCAGUGUCCAGCAAACAAGAAACAGUUNCU